This is a messenger RNA of Lindgomyces ingoldianus, 663 nucleotides long. Its product is annotated as ras-domain-containing protein. The transcript has 5 exons. The record is from RefSeq and is a predicted model, not a curated record. Bases 1 to 663 code for a protein of 220 amino acids. NCBI's taxonomy places the organism in Eukaryota, Fungi, Ascomycota, Dothideomycetes, Pleosporales, Lindgomycetaceae. Gene Ontology annotation, molecular function: GTPase activity; GTP binding.
AUGUCGGCAAGAAUGCAGCAGGGCGGCCGGCCUGGAGGCACUCGGUUCGCUCAGUUCAAGCUGGUGCUGCUCGGUGAAUCUGCCGUAGGAAAGUCGUCGCUAGUACUGCGCUUUGUCAAAGACCAAUUCGACGACUAUCGGGAGUCCACCAUUGGCGCCGCCUUCCUCACCCAGACCAUCGCCCUCGACGAAUCCACCACGGUCAAAUUUGAGAUUUGGGAUACUGCAGGCCAGGAACGGUACAAGUCGCUCGCGCCCAUGUACUACAGGAAUGCCAACUGUGCCGUUGUCGUCUACGACAUCACCCAAGCUUCGUCUCUAGACAAGGCAAAAGCCUGGGUAAAGGAACUCCAGCGCCAGGCCAAUGAGAACAUCAUUAUCGCCCUCGCCGGUAACAAGCUCGAUCUCGUCACCGAAUCUCCUGAUAAGCGCGCCAUCACAACGGCCGAUGCCGAACAAUACGCAAAGGAGGCUGGAUUGCUGUUCUUCGAGACGUCUGCAAAAACCAGCGAGAAUGUACGAGACCUAUUCACUGCAAUCGCGAAGAAGCUCCCCCUCGACCAAGCCGGUCCUCGAAACUUGAGGCCAGGCCAACAGCGACAGGGCGUCAAUUUGAGGCCAGAGGCAAGAGAAACACAGGGACCGGGCGGCUGCAAUUGCUAG